UCGCGCAGGUAUAGACAUACAACAACAAAUAAUGUUACAGUCGCAGACAGGACAGGGAAGGGGAAAGCGAAGUUAAGAGAGAGUUCCAUGUACACUGAUUAUUGAAUAGUAUGAUAAUUUGUUUUUGGACAUAGCAAGUCUGUAGGAUUCUUCGUGCAUUUGCUUUGAGACCAUUCCGUUGAUUUAUAUUGAGUUGCGCGAGUUGAUUUGUGCUAUAUUGCAACAAGCUUCCUUUUGGAGUAAGACGGUUUUCACUACAGAGAUGGUGUUCUACAGAGAGAGAGAGAACGGGACUAGAGAGCGACCACCCCUCUCUCUUAUCCUACCACAUCUUUACCUGGGUGCAGAGACUGACGUAACGCAGGAUUGCCUCGUCCCCCGCGGGAUUUCCUACGUGCUAAGCGUCAGCCGCUGCUGCCCGCAGCCUACUUUCCUUCCUGGUUCGCAGUAUCUCCGCAUCCCGAUCGACGACUCCCUCCGAGACGACUUGCUGCCCCAUAUCCCGGAGGCAUUGCGUUUUAUCGAUGGGGCAAUGUCCUCAGGUGGAUCUGUGUUGGUUCAUUGUGCUGCAGGAAUCUCUCGCUCCCCUGCCUUGGCUGUGGCCUACAUUAUGUAUAGUUUGGAGAUGGACCUUGACCAUGCCUAUAGAUUUGUGAAAGAACGCAGGCCUUCGAUAUCACCAAACUUCAAUUUCCUGGGUCAACUGCAACAGUUCCAGAGUACCCUCACUCAGAAAGCAUCAAGCGAAGAACCCACAAUCCAGCCUAUCAGAUCGCUGGCCACAUGCCUGCACUCAACCAAUGAAAACAUUUUCCGCUGUUCCUCUGUCCCCCUGUCAGCCAAUCGGAGCAUGAAUAUUCCAGACAAUGGCUGUGUUGCCAAGGACUUUUCAGACAUUGCUAUAGUGCCCAAUAUGGACAAUGAGAUUUCCAUUUGUAACACAGGGAAUGUAGAGCAGAGGUUUUCAGGUGAAUCCCAGAGUCUGUCAGAAAAGCCACAGCAAGAUAAGAGCAGCGCAACAUCACAACUUACGCUUUCUCUCUCCAGCCAACUCAGGAUGCUCACUCUCAACCUGAACCAAAACUACAACCAGAGAGAGCCGGACAGCCUCUGCGAUCCUAAGUAUUCAAGCUUUAACGAACAGCCAACAGCAAAGCCCACCACACUACAAAUCCCAUCAGGCUUUGCAUCUCUCUCUGAGAAACGCAAGAGCCUCACCCUAUCCCUUACCCCUGUGAAUGCAAUACCCCUUACUCCCCACCAGAAUGUGCUAGAGAAUAGCAACAGGAACAGCAAUGGCAACCAGCCGACACGAUCUAGCGAUUUCAAUGUCGUCCACAAGAGGGAGUCGGGAUGCAACGGUGGUUCGAAGAUGCAGAGUAGAAAUCCUCUCAUCGGAGGCCUUUCCUCUGUGCAGAGAAACGUAAAACACCAAGAGACAAUUACAUCCUGUGUCAAAGCAGCAGUUCGUCCCAAUCGCAGCUCCUCCAGGACCCAGGCAAAGGGAGAGAGAGAGGGAAAAGACUAUGGAAAGCAAGAGCCCAGCCGUCAUCAGAUGGCAGUGAAGGGGAGGCCCAAUUUGACUCCAAAGGCUGGGAAGGACCACAGCAAGGAAAGAGUAGGUGGGCGUACACUGACAGGGAGCCUGAGCAGCGAUUCUGUUAUGAGCGGUUGCAGUACCGUAGUUGACCUGCAGGUGUCACCAUCUGCUAAACAGUCUGUAUCUGCAGUGAAGGCUGAGGAGGGGAUUGAUGCUGAACAGGGCCUAUUGUCUCCUCUUAAUCUGACUGUCAACAAGCUGCUGGGUUGGGGAGAAAAGAUGCUGCUUGGUGUGCUACUUGGCCCCCGGAUCAAAGUGGGACAGCCCGCUUUGUCCUAUAGAUGCUGAUAUGGGGAAGAGUCCACCGGGGAGGGGGGGUGUUAAACGAGGGUGUCAAGGGCAGAGUACCCCUGUUUUAGGACUGAUAAAGGCCAGGAAAUUUAAUGAAUGUGUGUUUGGGUUAAUGUGUUUGUGUACACAUUACUAUACUUGUGAGGACCAGACCUUCAAAAAGUAUAUUCAUCAAUGGAAAAUCUGGUAAAGUGAGGACAUUUGGCUGGUCUACUGUUACAUAAAAACAUAUUUAUAUAUAUUAGGAGUUACAGUUAGGUUUUGGGUUGGGAGUGUGUUUUGGUAACAGUAAAGGUUAGAUUUUAGGGUUAAAGGAAAGUAGGUUUUUUGACGUUUUUGCAUUGAGUUCGGUACGAACAGACACUGUAGCAGUACACGUCCACCAGAAACAAUGACUUAGACUGCUGGACCACCCUAGUCAACAAAAAUGUUCAAAGGGAAUACAUUUUUUCUCGCACAAAGUGCACCCAGGUAUAGUAAAAACAAGUGUGUGUUUGUUUGAGGAACUGAAGAACAGAGAACUAACUGCAUGUAUAAUAUUUAUCUGCCUAUAUCUUGUUCACAGAGGUCUGACAGAAAGCUUUGUCCUACAUGCUUAUUGUUGACUUCUUUCUAAAGAACUAUAUUUGUGUAUAACAUAUGGGAGGUUUUUUUUCUCCCUACACGAUGCACAUGGAUUAAGUGGCUGAUCACCUUGAAUCUUAUUUAUUGACAUUGAUGUUUAUCAAAUGAUCACUACUAUUGUUAUUUAUUAAAUUAAUAUUUUGCGGAUGGUAUUUUGGAACUAUGGCUUGUAAUGAAAUCACAGUGUUUAUUAAAUAAUACAUAUUUUACUUGA
This is a messenger RNA of Esox lucius (northern pike), 2729 nucleotides long. RefSeq lists its product as uncharacterized. Gene Ontology annotation, cellular component: cytoplasm. The record is from RefSeq and is a predicted model, not a curated record. The coding region runs from base 263 to 1888 and encodes 541 amino acids. The transcript has 5 exons. Gene Ontology annotation, molecular function: MAP kinase tyrosine/serine/threonine phosphatase activity; protein tyrosine/threonine phosphatase activity. Gene Ontology annotation, biological process: negative regulation of MAPK cascade; protein dephosphorylation. Lineage: Eukaryota; Metazoa; Chordata; Actinopteri; Esociformes; Esocidae.